ACGACCACCACGUACGCCCUACGCCUCUCAUAUCAGGCAGCCUUUCUUUCUCUUUCUCUCUCUUCUCCACGUAACCUCAACGUACUCUUUUCAUCAUGAAACGUUCAGCGGAUGCAACAUUUGACAUCGCAGAGUCAUCAUCAUCUUCUAUCACCCUUCCCUCACCUCAAGCUCAAUCACCUGCAUCGUCAUCAUGUUCUGAUUCUCAACCAGCAGGUCCCUCGCGCAAGCGUGCUCGUGGAGAUAUUACUCCUGAGGAGCGUAAGGAGGCUCGUGCCCACAGGAACCGCAUCGCAGCGCAGAACUCCCGCGAUAGGCGGAAGGCGCAGUUCGUAUUCCUCGAGCGACGGGUGGCUGAGCUCGAGGAGGAGAACAGGCAACUCAAAGCUGGCAUGGGUCUCACUGAGCUUCGUAACACCACGUCUGACAACAUAACCAACGAGCAGCGCGAGCGGGAGAAGGCGAAAGAGAAGGAGAACGAAGAGCUUAGAGAAAGAAUUAAAACUCUUGAGAACGGCUGGGACGCUGUGGUAAAGGCUUUAGCGGCCUCUGGUCUUCCCCUCCAAAUUCCUUCCCCUUCCGCCCCGAAUUCCCUCCAAUCCGAAUCGUCGUCUACACCUUCCCACCCGUCGAUUUCGUUUCCGGCAAUGGUUCAGCCAUCACCGGUAUUCCCCCUGACGCCCGCGUCCUCUACACCAACCUCUUCCCCGAACUCCGAAGUUGAGCUUGACGACUUCGAGACCACUUGCCACCUAGCACGGGUGGUGAGCACCGAUGCCCCUCUUUUAUCGUCGGUGCCCCGGCAGCGGGUGGUCUCGCAACGAAUCAGCUCCAACUCGAGUUCAUCUCCUCUUCCUCCUCUCAUCCCCUCCCGUCAUCAGCAACAUCGCCAGCAGCUCACCAUCUCCAAGGCGAGGCAGCCACUUCUUCAGCCGACGAGGCUCUCAUGGAAGACCUGUUCCGCGAGAUCCUUGCGCCAAGUCCCAGCGUCACGCCGUCAGCUCUGCCUGCUCCUACUGCCACAGGCAAAGUCACUUCCCCGUCGAUCUUCUCGGCCUCCACCAUGGCCUCAGCGUCGCCGCCGGUGACAACGACGAUGACGGGUAGUAUGGAGACUUGGGAUGGUGACGCAGAAAUGCAGAAACUUCUGGACAUGCUCCCGCUUGUUCAGCCGGAUUCCAAUGGGGAUAAUGUCGGCGGUGAAUUGAACACUUCUUCUGUCGACUUCCCCUCGUCUCUCGAUCUGGAGAUGUGUGGAUGGGAUAUGGGUCAGUACAUUCAACAGCCACCAUCAUCAAUACCCACGGUUGGCGCGUUUUAAAUACCCCAUUAUCUCCAUAUCUAUUCGCUCACAUCUUAGUUUCUUCAUUGGAUCAUAUCGCAUUUCUGUUGGUUUCCGUCACAGUAUCUCUUCAUCCCAAGGUUAUCUAUGUUGUCCCGUUUUUCUAUUUUUUUUUUUUCGGAGACACUAAUUUCGUCACAUUCCCGACACCUUAUCACUCGACUCCUACUUUCGUUUCGUUGGUACACUUAUUGUCUUCUUGUUUCUGACUUCGGGCUUGCAUUUGAUUGCUGUCUCCUGAUUGUUUGCUCAGGCUUUUUCUCCCCCUCGGGGUUGAUGAAUUGGUCUGGGUCGAUG
Molecule: messenger RNA, 1639 nt
Organism: Somion occarium
Lineage: Eukaryota; Fungi; Basidiomycota; Agaricomycetes; Polyporales; Cerrenaceae
Source: the annotation of a GenBank genome assembly